This is a messenger RNA of Entamoeba histolytica HM-1:IMSS, 486 nucleotides long. RefSeq lists its product as uncharacterized. Lineage: Eukaryota; Evosea; Mastigamoebida; Endamoebidae. The record is from RefSeq and is a predicted model, not a curated record. The transcript has a single exon. Gene Ontology annotation, cellular component: endoplasmic reticulum membrane. The coding region runs from base 1 to 486 and encodes 161 amino acids. Gene Ontology annotation, biological process: GPI anchor biosynthetic process.
AUGCAAGAAUUACAAAGAAAACAAAAAGACCUUGAAGUAUUUAUGUAUGAACCAAUGGAUCUUGAAGCUCCAAUUUUAACUGGAAGACAAGCUCAUGUUAUAAUAAAAACAUUAAAACAAACAAAGUCUAUUUCAACUCAUUCAAUUCCAAUUCAUCUUAGAUAUCAUAAAGCUAGAAUUAAUGAUAUGUUUGAAAAAAAUGUUAUCUUCCCACCUCCAGAAGUUUUCUUUAUUUGUGAUAAUUGUACUGAUAGUAGAAGUAUUGAAUUAUUAAAAUAUCAUAAUAUUAAUGGUUAUUUUAAUACUCCCAUUUCUUGUGGAACGAGUGAUCCUUCUCAAUUUAUUUCACCAACUUGUAAUCCUCAAUUCUCUCAAUAUACAGUACCUGUAGGACAACUUGAUGCAUUUGAUUCAGUAAUGAAAAUCACACUUGGAACUACUUUAAUUGGUGCAAUUAUAAUCAUUGCAUUCGUUAUCAUUUUUUAA